This is a messenger RNA of Grammomys surdaster, 2139 nucleotides long. It is a transcript of the gene Fut9, whose product is annotated as fucosyltransferase 9. Bases 348 to 1427 code for a protein of 359 amino acids. Gene Ontology annotation, cellular component: membrane. The transcript is spliced from 3 exons. Gene Ontology annotation, molecular function: alpha-(1->3)-fucosyltransferase activity. NCBI's taxonomy places the organism in Eukaryota, Metazoa, Chordata, Mammalia, Rodentia, Muridae. The record is from RefSeq and is a predicted model, not a curated record.
CUGGCUGCUCUAGGCAGCAGCAACCUCGGCAGCCCCGGAGAUGGGAAGAGAGCGCGCGGGGCGCUGCUGCUCUGGAGCCGCCGAUCUUUCUUCCUCGGGUUCCCUGAGACUCCGCGGCCGCUCUUGCCUCCUGGCUACCCACAGACUACGGCUACACUGCUAGGACAGCGCCGCCACCACCGUCAGCCCUCGUCCCGCCCGAGCCGUGCUGCUCUCACGCGCCGUGGAUGGAGCUUUCCCUCGCUGGGAUCGAUUUAGAAUGUGAUAACUCGAGUAUCUGAUAACUCAGUGAAGUACUUCAACACUCAUCUCUGCUUCCCAUGCUAUGUUCUCUACAGUGAAAAAUUAUGACAUCAACAUCCAAAGGCAUUCUUCGCCCAUUUCUCAUCGUCUGCAUCAUCCUGGGCUGCUUCGUGGCAUGUCUGCUGAUUUACAUCAAGCCCACCAACAGCUGGGUCUUCAGUCCAAUGGAGUCUGCAAGUUCUGUGCUGAAAAUGAAAAAUUUCUUCUCCACAAAAACUGAUUAUUUUAAUGAAACUACUAUUCUGGUUUGGGUGUGGCCAUUUGGACAGACCUUUGACCUUACAUCCUGCCAAGCAAUGUUCAACAUCCAAGGGUGCCAUCUAACAACAGACCGCUCGUUGUACAACAAGUCCCACGCGGUCCUGAUCCACCACAGAGACAUCAGCUGGGAUCUGACUAACUUACCUCAGCAGGCCAGGCCACCCUUUCAGAAAUGGAUUUGGAUGAACUUAGAGUCACCCACUCACACCCCCCAAAAGAGUGGCAUUGAGCACUUGUUCAACCUGACUCUAACUUAUCGCCGUGAUUCAGACAUACAAGUGCCUUACGGCUUCUUGACGGUGAGCACAAAUCCCUUUGUGUUUGAAGUGCCAAGCAAAGAAAAGUUGGUGUGCUGGGUUGUGAGUAACUGGAACCCUGAGCAUGCCAGGGUCAAAUAUUACAACGAGCUCAGCAAGAGUAUUGAAAUCCACACUUACGGCCAAGCAUUUGGAGAGUAUGUGAAUGAUAAAAAUCUGAUUCCCACCAUCUCUACUUGUAAAUUUUAUCUUUCUUUUGAAAACUCAAUUCACAAAGAUUACAUCACAGAAAAACUCUACAAUGCCUUUUUGGCUGGUUCAGUACCUGUUGUCCUGGGACCAUCUAGGGAAAACUAUGAGAAUUAUAUUCCAGCUGAUUCAUUCAUUCAUGUGGAAGAUUUUAACUCUCCCAGUGAGUUGGCAAAAUAUCUGAAGGAAGUUGACAAAAACAAUAAGUUGUACCUUAGUUACUUUAACUGGAGGAAGGAUUUUACUGUAAACCUCCCACGGUUUUGGGAAUCACAUGCAUGCCUGGCAUGCGAUCAUGUAAAAAGGCAUCAAGAAUAUAAGUCUGUUGGUAAUUUAGAGAAAUGGUUUUGGAAUUAAAGUGUUUGUCGUUGUCACAGUGAAAUAGAUUAAUCAUCAUUCAAGUUUUCAGGAUAAGAAGAAACACACUGCAUUUGGGUCACAGUUUAACUUUUCCUGCCCUCCAUUGAGGACCAUGUAUAUUUUGAUGACAUUUUUAAGAGACCAGAAUUAGCAACCACUCAAUUUCGUUUUAAAUUAUCCUGUAUAUAUGUGAUAAUAAGCACUGGAAAUAAUUUAUUCGUCGCUCUCAUUUGUAAAACAUUCUGUUUUUACAUUUUAUAGUUGACUGUAAAUUAUGAUUUAAUUGUUUCUACAUCAAUCAGAUCUUUAAUCUAUUUGGGAAAUGAAAAUACAUAUCCUAAAAUAUGAAGGACUUUUCGCCAAGUAUUAUAAAGCUUAGAUUCUAGAUUGUAUAAUGCUAACAAAGAAGGAUUAUUGAAUCACUUCAUUCUUAACCUCUCUGACUUUAGAGUUGAACACUACUGACAACUGAUGUAGUUUUUACCUGUACCGCAUUUGGGAAGGUAGGCUAAUUGACAUAGUAUAUAAGAAAGAUGUGAAGCAGAAUUGUUAUUAGACUAAACAUUCAUUUUUUAAGUUGUUUUGCAAAUGUGAAUUCUCAAUAUUUUAAGUUAAAGAAAACAAGAACUUUUAGACAUACAAUUUAUGUGGGUUUGGGGGUAUUUUGUUUAGUUUGGUGUUUUAGUGCCUAAUGAUAUCUAAGAGAAUC